This is a messenger RNA of Ostreobium quekettii, 1080 nucleotides long. The record is from the annotation of a GenBank genome assembly. Lineage: Eukaryota; Viridiplantae; Chlorophyta; Ulvophyceae; Bryopsidales; Ostreobiaceae.
AUGGGCCGGCCGCUGGAGGAUGGGGCGCCUGACCUGGCGGGGGACUUCGCGACCAAGGUGUCCGUGAGCGAACGUUCAAGUGCCGCCGGUGGCUUGCCUGGAGAAUUCAUCGCAAAGGUUUCAAGGCGACUGUCGUGCGAUGAGCAGCUGCGGAUGCCGGCGAGCAUGACACGGGCAAAUGAGAACAUAGACAAGGCUGUUCGAGAAGCUCACCUGGCGAACCUGCUCGCCCAUGAUCCCAGCAUUUUUCUGGAGAGAUAUGGGAGAAAGCUGGAGGCAGAGGAACUCUGUCGCUUUGAGGCUCUGAGAGGGGACUACGAGGUCGAUUUUUACCUGAAGCAGUUGCGUCCUCCUGAGAACCCACAGGCAUCCACACUCAAGGCGACAGUGAACAACAGGCGACUUGCAUUCCUGAACAAGGCGCUCAUGAAGGGAGAUUUCUUUUCCGAAGAAUCGAUGAGGGAGCGAGCGCCUCUGCUGUUCCAGGAGCAUCUGGGACACCAUGGGCCCUCACAGCCACAGCCGAAGUUCAGGAAGUUGUCGGAAAUAUUAAUCUCUCACAUGGAUGAGAUGGACACCCAGAUGAGGUUGAAGGAUGAGAUGAUGAGAGAAGGGAAGGGGGCCAGGCAAUACCAUGAGGUGGGAAGAGAUGAGGUACAAGAACAGGGGCAGGAAGAAGAAGAUGUGGAGGAACAGGAAGAAGAAGAGGAGGAAGAGGAACAGGAUGUGGCGAUGGAAGAGGAUGGGAUAUCGGCACCACAAGAUUGCAAAGGACAAGAACCUAAAACUGGCAAUGAAGAUGUGAGUACCAAUGCGAUGGAGACUGAUGAUGACAGACCCCAGGCUUCUGCAUCUGUGGCUGAAGAGCAUCAGAUCAUCCACAGUUGUGCUGCACCAACAGAAGAUGAAGGGAAAGAUCUGGAGGGUGACUUUCUACGGCUGAUGAAGGAAAGGUUUCUGGCCGGUGAGGACUCUGCGUUUAUCAACUAUGCUGCAAUUGAUGGGGACGCCUCAUUGGAUGAUUAUUGGAUGGAUGAGGAGUCCAGGGACCUGGAAGAGAAGUAUUUUUCCUCUGUAUGA